Passer domesticus (house sparrow) is the source of this 8285-nucleotide messenger RNA. It is a transcript of the gene PRDM10, whose product is annotated as PR/SET domain 10. Gene Ontology annotation, biological process: positive regulation of transcription by RNA polymerase II. Gene Ontology annotation, cellular component: nucleus. The record is from RefSeq and is a predicted model, not a curated record. The transcript has 23 exons. Gene Ontology annotation, molecular function: protein binding. NCBI's taxonomy places the organism in Eukaryota, Metazoa, Chordata, Aves, Passeriformes, Passeridae. Bases 1599 to 5243 code for a protein of 1214 amino acids.
AUUCAAUUAGUAGGUAAUGUAAUUGCUUUCUUUUUAACAGGAUAAUUUUUUUUAAAGGCAAACCACCCCAAAUUGGAACCUCUAAUGUUUGUUUUUUAUUUUUAGUUUUCUAAGCAGUUAGGUAAUUGAUUAAACUACCAGCUACUGUUAGUGCAAUUACCUGAAUUGGCUCUUGAUUAAUACUGGCAGUCUAGGAAAGGAGCUGUUGUGGAUAAACCAGCUGAAGAUUAUCAACAGGAUAGGUGUUAAGUUUUGCAAAGAAGUUGUUCACAGUGUGUUACUGACAUAAAUGCUGUCACAUUUUGCACGGAUAGAGGUGAUCAUAUACCUGAUAUAUGUAUACAUUUAUAUAUGUUCUGAAUAAAGAACCUAUACCUGAUAAAAUGAGUGAAGGAGGUCAGUGGAUGAGGUAGGAUUAGAUAUGAGAAAAUCCCUACUUUAAUCCUUAAUAACAUAACAAGAAAGGUUCUGUCUAGCGAUGGAUGGUAUUUUUUAUAGAACAGAGCAUCUGUGCACUUGGAUAUAUAAAUAAAUAAUAUUUAUCUGUAAAUUGCCCUGACCUUCCACAUUUAGAGAACAAGGCUGGUGUUUAUCACUCAUGUUUGCUGAAGUUAAUUUGUUCGUACUAAGCUCAGGCAUUGUAUGCUGGUACGUGGAUUUUAUUUUAAUUUUUCUCCUAAGUGGUAUUUGGGGAUGUUUUGUAUCAAGCAAUAUUAAUGGAGAUAAGGUUUCUGUCCCUGUAUUCCCAUAACUGGAAGUGUUUGGAUAUAAGAGAGAAUCAGAACAUAUCCUCAGUGUGUGCUUUUGUGGGGCUCUUGUGCUGGGUUGCUCAGCGUGAGGCGGUAAGUGUUAAUUCCAGUCACCAGUAGCAGCAAGACUUGGUGUCUAGCAAUGCCCAGAAAUAUCUUUCCCACUAUUUUUCUUUGUAUGUAUGUAUGUAAUAUGAUUUUUUUGCUCCACCACACAGUUCAGUGACAUUAGCCUGAGGCUUCCCUGCCCUGAUGAUUUAUCCAUGCUGGUCAGGCCCAGUGGAAUAGUCAGUGCACAGAUCUGCACAGCUUCGUCCUUGCUGGCAAAAUUAGGAGGAUUUAGAAAGUGCCUGCUACUUUUUUUACCUCUCCUUAUCUAUUUUUCAGUUUGUCAAUGACAAGCCAAAUGCUAGCAUUUAUAGGGAUAAAUUAUGACUAAAAUAAUUUGCAUUUAAAAUGCAAUUGAAUGAAAGCAUCACAAGGAGCCUUCUGCUUCCUUCCUGGGGCACAGAUGGGUACUGGCAUUGGAUCAGCCCAGCAAGGUACUGGAUAUAAAAUAAAGUUAAUUGGAGUAGCUGAGAAAUGAAAUGAGUUCAGCCUCAUGCUAAUUCCUGGCCUGUGAUUUAAUACGACAUUAGAGACGAAGGAUUGGGAAGGUGCUGAACCACGACUCAAACAAUCAACAGAGCUGUAAAUUACCCUUCUGGGAUCGCAACAGCAGAUUGAGAGGCCCCGGUAAAAUUGCAAGAGCCAUGUUGCUGAAGAUCACCUUGUCUUCUGGAAGCAGAAACACAAUGAACAGAUGAAUCCCUUCAGCCAGAUAUUACUCCAGUAGGUCUCCUCCUCCUCAUGGAGCACACAGGCAGGGAGGAGAUGGACUUGAAAGAGGAAAGUCCUCAGGUGUGGACUGAAUCUGCAGGACAGGAACAGAAUACUGCUCAGGUGAUUAGCCAGAGCUCCGCCUCUGCUUGGGCUGGAUUGCGAUUGGUGCACUUUGUCCCCGAGGGGGGGGCAGUGGCCCAGAUCAUGUACAGUGAUGAGCAGGAGCGCGGCCCUGCACAGCAGGUGGUUUACACGGCUGACGGCACCUCCUACACCUCUGUGGACACCUCGGAGCACACCCUCGUUUACAUCCACCCCGUGGAAGCUACGCAGACUCUGUUUACAGAUCCGUCCCAAGUGGCUUAUGUCCAACAGGAUGCUACCACCCAGCAGGUAACGGUGCUCUUGCCUGCUGCUGCUCAGAGCAUGAAUCCCACCAACCUGUCUGUGCUCGGCAGCAUUGCUGACCCCCCCCAGCCAGUGGCUCUGGAGCAGGGGCCACAAGCAGAUAGAGCAUCGUUACCGGUGCAUAACCAGGUGAUACCUCCUAUGGAGGCUGUGGAUGGUUCUGAUCCUUUGGCACCUCUACAGAAUCAAAUGGAAAGGAUAGAAACAAAAGAGGAAGAUGAUGACGAUGAAGAUGAGGAUGAAGAUGGUGAAGACACUGACAUGGAUGAGUGGGAUCCAGAUCCACCUCGACCCUUUGAUCCCAAUGAUUUGUGGUGUGAAGAGUGUAAUAACGCACAUCCCUCAGUGUGUCCAAAACAUGGACCUUUGCAUCCCAUCCCAAACCGGCCUGUGCUGACCAGGGCAAGGGCCAGCCUUCCCCUGGUGCUCUAUAUAGACAGGUUUUUGGGAGGUGUGUUCUCCAAGAGGCGCAUCCCAAAGCGUACACAGUUUGGGCCUGUGGAAGGACCCCUGGUCAGACAGACUGAGCUCAAAGACUGCUAUAUCCAUUUGAAGGUUUCUCUUGAUAAGGGUGACAGAAAAGACCGAGACUUGCAAGAGGACUUGUGGUUUGAACUUUCCAGUGAGGCUCUGUGUAACUGGAUGAUGUUUGUGCGUCCUGCUCAAAAUCACCUGGAGCAGAACCUGGUGGCCUAUCAGUACGGCCAUCACAUUUAUUACACCACCAUUAAAAAUGUGGAGCCCAAGCAGGAACUCAAGGUGUGGUAUGCUGCCUCCUACGCUGAGUUUGUGAACCAGAAGAUCCAUGACAUAACUGAGGAGGAAAGGAAGGUGCUCAGGGAGCAGGAAAAGAACUGGCCAUGUUACGAGUGCAAUCGGCGUUUCAUGAGCUCGGAGCAGCUCCAGCAGCACCUCAACUCCCAUGAUGAGAAGCUGGACUUCUUCAGCAGAACCAGAGGCCGAGGUCGUGGGCGAGGAAAGAGAAGAUUUGGACCAGGCAGACGCCCUGGGCGCCCUCCCAAAUUCAUGCGCAUGGAAGUAACCAGUGAAAAUGGUGAAAAGUGUGAAGAAGGAACACAGGACUUGCUGCAUUUUUCCAGCAAGGGGCAGUUUGAUGAGGCCGGACAAGCCCCACUGAAUGGGCUGGAGCAGCAGGAACAGACUCCAGUGCCAACAGAGCCACAGGCAGCACUGGAGCAACAGGAAAACCAUGUGCUACAUGUACAGCCACAGCACGAGGGGAACACGGUGCCCACACAGAGCACUGUGACAGCAGAUGACAUGAGGCGAGCAAAGCGCAUCAGGAAUGCAGCUCUGCAGCACCUGUUCAUCCGGAAAUCCUUCCGCCCAUUCAAAUGCCUGCAGUGUGGGAAGGCCUUCCGGGAGAAGGAUAAGCUGGACCAGCACCUGCGGUUCCAUGGGCGGGAAGGGAACUGCCCUUUGACCUGUGACAUCUGCAACAAGGGCUUCAUCAACAGUGGUGCCCUCGAGGGCCACAUGAAGUUUCACAUGGACCAGAAAACAUACUCCUGCAUUUUCUGCCCUGAGUCCUUUGACCGCUUGGAUCUGCUUAAGGAUCACGUGGCCAUCCAUGUCAAUGAUGGCUAUUUCACCUGCCCCACCUGCAAGAAGCGCUUCCCAGAUUUUAUCCAGGUCAAGAAACAUGUGCGCAGUUUCCAUUCUGAGAAGAUUUACCAGUGUACAGAGUGUGACAAGGCUUUUUGCCGCCCCGACAAGCUGCGACUCCACAUGCUGCGGCACUCAGACCGCAAAGACUUCCUGUGCUCCACCUGUGGCAAGCAGUUCAAGAGGAAGGACAAGCUGCGAGAGCACAUGCAGAGAAUGCACAACCCAGAGAGGGAGGCCAAGAAGGCUGAUCGGAUCAGCCGCUCCAAAACCUUCAAGCCCCGGAUUGCGUCCACUGACUAUGAGAGCUUCAUGUUCAAGUGCCGCCUCUGCAUGAUGGGCUUCCGCCGCAGGGGCAUGUUGGUGAAUCAUUUAUCAAAGAGACAUCCAGACAUGAAAAUAGAAGAGGUGCCAGAGCUCACGUUGCCCAUCAUAAAACCCAACAGAGAUUACUUCUGUCAAUACUGCGAUAAGGUGUACAAGAGUGCCAGCAAACGCAAAGCACACAUACUGAAAAACCAUCCUGGUGCUGAGCUACCUCCAAGCAUCCGGAAACUGCGUCCUGCAGGACCGGGAGAGCCAGAUCCUAUGCUAAGCACCCACACACAGCUGACAGGCACCAUCGCCACCCCUCCAGUGUGCUGCCCUCACUGUUCCAAGCAAUACAGCAGUAAGACAAAGAUGGUGCAGCACAUCCGCAAGAAGCACCCAGAGUUUGCUCAGCUCCCAAACACGAUCCAUGCGCCACUGGCAACGGCUGUCAUCAGUUCCACGCCAGCUGUUCUCACCACUGACAGCACAACUGGAGAAACUGUUGUGACAACAGAUUUACUGACGCAAGCAAUGACAGAGAUAUCCCAGACCCUGACUACAGAUUACCGGACUCCCCAGGGAGAUUACCAGCGCAUCCAGUACAUCCCUGUGUCUCAAUCCACAACUGGCUUGCAGCAGCCUCAGCACAUACAGCUGCAAGUUGUUCAAGUGGCCCAGGCUACCUCACCUCACCAGUCCCAGCACUCCACAGUGGAUGUUGGGCAGCUCCAUGACCCCCAGACAUACACCCAACAUGCCAUCCAGGUGCAGCACAUCCAGGUGACAGAGCCAUCACCAGCAACUCAGUCAUCAUCACAGGCUGGGGGUCAGCCUUUGAGUCCCUCCUCGCAACAACCUCAGCAGGAGCUCAGCCCCUCACAGAUGCAGACAACUACAUCGACACCAAACCAAGCCCUCCAGCAGCAGCAAGGCUCCUCAGUCCAGCACACAUAUCUCCCCAGCAACUGGAACUCAUUUCGGAGCUACUCAUCAGAGAUUCAGAUGAUGACCAUCCCCCAAGGGCAGUACGUGAUCACAGAGACUGCUGUGGGUACCCCGGUCACUACUGUCAACACAGGGCAAGUAAAAGCAGUAACUCAGACUCACUACGUGAUAUCUGAAGGUCAGCCUGAUCUGGAUGGUAAACAAAACUCUUCACUCUCCAAUGAGGUUUCCCAGCCCACAGCCCACACAGAUCCCUUGGAAUCCCAGACAAGCAACCAGCAGCAAACCACCCAGUACAUCAUCACGACCACCACCAACGGGAGUGGCGGGAGUGAAGUGCACAUCUCCAAACCCAGGACUUUCUCAGCAGAGCAUGAGUGAAAGAGCCUCAUGGUGCCAUUUGCUUGUCCUUGUCACCUCCCUGACAGCCCAGAUGUGGGGGUACCCUGGGGCUCUAUAUGUUUUAAUGUAUAUGCUCACUUACCUUCCACUAAAAUCUCAGAGCUCUUGUUAAUGCUUUAAGAGGGUUUAAUUCACAGUGACCAUGAAAUACCCUCAAAAUCCUUCUGGGAUGCUUUUUAUGCAGCUUUUAAGAAAAAGGACAAGAGAAGUGAAACCUCUGCUGGCCCCGGACUUUAUUUUUGGCAUGUCUGCUGACCCUUAUUUUUCCUUUUUGGAAGUGUGUCCAGCAAACAAUAUUAUUUCAGCUGUAUGGGCAAAAGCCUGCCUAAUUGAAGGCUUCCUGGCAGAUUGUCGUAUGUAUAUUUUUAACAGGAGCCAUUAAGCAGGAGAACAUCAUGUAAGUUGUUAGAAUAUGGCAGAACUGUUUCCUGUGGCUUCUAGCAGCCAAGGUGAAGGGAUGAUAUGAGCAGACUGCCUGCAGAAAGGAGCAGCAGCAGCCAAGUGGUGGUUCGUGGUGUCCCCUUGUGGGGAUGGAUUGAACAAUGAAGCUGUGAAGAUGUGCCGAAGCAGUCCAUUAAAUUAUUAUUUUUCCAGCCCUCCAGAACAGUUUACAUGCUGCCUGCCCUGCCCUGUUUCAGAAAGCAGGAAAAGCACAGUCUUAAACCCAUGUUGUUUGGAACAAACUGAUUGAAGUCCUAGGAGCACCUAAGUGUAGUACAGAGCCACUGUUGCUUCUUUUCCCUCCAGUGUUUGCAGGGAAAAUUGCUUUUUUGCCUGUAAACAAAAAAAACCAACAGCUCAACUAAACUGACAGAGCAACUUCUGCUGUGAUCUAAGAUAGUUGUGCAGGAGAAAAUGAGGAUACAGAGCACUCCUCUGAAGGGACAGGGUCAUUAUCUGUGUGGUCACCUCUAAGCAAACAUACUUUUCCUUUUCAAGACUGGAUGGAGAGUUGGUUUCUUUGAUUAUUUUUUUCCAAAUAACCUGUUAACAAUGUACUGUAAUUCCCUUGGACAGUUCCAGAAAACAACCAGCUCUGGACUCAGGAAACAUAAAAGAAAUGUGCUAGUGGACCACUAUUUAUGGGACAUGGAAAGCCCAUCCAUGAGGGUUGCCAGAUGUGAUGGAGCUGGUCUAUGUACAGAAUUCAUGUUGCAUUUAGGGACCAGGAGAAAGGGAAAGAGAAGGUUUAUAUUUUAAGGCCAUGUAAUGUUUUUCCUUACGUAGUUCUCCUUCACAGGUUGUCUUGGUUGUUUAAGGCAUUCUGGUGGUUGCAAAAACAUGACUAGAACUCCAUUGACUCCUGAUGGGAUAUACUGUGUAUGUCUGAAUUUCCAUUCAUUGCUGGAAAACUCAUCCCAGAACAUCUGUGCAUAUCAGGAUACAUUUAUUUAUAAAACAAACACAGAGAAGGGUGCUGUGUCAUAGAGGUCCUUGAGACAGAAGAACUUGAGAAGUUUUUUUGAUUUGUUUUCUCUUGUACUGCACCAAGUGUGAAUGUGGGGGACACUUCCAUAGCUAUUCCCAUGGAUUCGGGUAUGGAUUACCCAUGUCAGUAAGCACUACAUGUUGUGGUAUCAGGUUUUAUGGAGUUAAAGCUCUUUGACAUGAGGGAACUCCACACUUAAGCUGCAGAAGAGCAAAUCUGCUUCCUUGUGGUCAAAGCCUUGUAGCAGGUAUGGCUUUGGUAACUAACAUAUCUGUUAAUGUGGCAUGGAAAUAGUACUGAGAUAAAUCAGUUGGCCAAUGCUGGCCAGCUGGGAAGUGUUCUGAGGUAACGCUGAAGUGACUUGCCAAAAUGUGGAUUACUUUUGUUCCUGGGAUUUCUCUUCUCUUGCUGUACCACCAUACUGGGGCACUAAUGAGCUGGGUAGAAUUAACGUGGACCAGAGCUCUCAUUUGGUCAAGUGCAGUGAUGACUGACCUUAAAUUCUGUAGAUUUGGCAGCCCAGCCACUGUGGCAGUGUGGAGAAACAAUCACAAUGCCCAGUAACUUGAAUUCAUGUUGCUGAGGAUUUUGGAAUUGCAGUUUUGGGCCUUGCAAUGUUGUUUGCGUGGGAAGAGAGUAGGGAGAAUUUUGUCUUGGCUUUUUUCAGGCUGCUGCUAAUUUAAUAACAAGCCAGAAAUGCUACAAGUAGUAGGAAAAUAGCAGACUUGGAAAUGGGAGACUGGGAAUGCUGGAAUACUGGAGGAUUGCAGGAGCAAUUUUGAGAGUCUUAAAAGUUUGACAAUAGAUGAACAUCAAAUAUGUUCCCAUUAUUGAUACUGCAGAUGUGGGGUUUAAAAACUACUUUGCUCUAUUCACCUUUGUUGGAACGGUCCAUAAAUGAGGACAGUUGUACCAGUUAUUUAAAACUGAAAACUAUUUCAAACAGAAAACCAUUUUAAAACAACCUUUUUGAACUCAGAUCUUCCUCAUCAAAGUUUCUCUGCCCUGCAGCAGCACCCUCGGGCUAUUGGCCUGAUUCCAGGUGAAGUAAUUGCUAGUGUCACAAGUUGAAUGAAUUGCCUGUGAAAGAAGCAUGCCUGGAAAUGGAAGUACCACAGAUUUUCCUCCCAAAAUAAGGAACUACAGUGAUUGCACAGAUGGCAAAGGUUGCAGGGAUUUUUUUUCUCCAUUUCUGCAGCGCAGAAGAUAUAGGAUGUAUUAUUAUUGUUUGUAAACCAGAGCAACCCAAAGAUCUCUCUAAGUUGUAUCCCACAGAAGUGUAAAUCCAGAGUCCUCUUAGUUGCCUGGAAGGUCUGUGUUUUGUUUGGAGAUGCUGUCCCUUGGAGGCGUUCUGGGUCAGAUUCUGUAUUUUCCUGGAGGAAAAAGAAAACAACCCCAGCCUGCGCACCCUGAUCUUGCACGUCUUGGACUGCUCAGGCCCCAUCUAUUAUUUAACUGUGUAUGUUUAUUGUACAUUUGGUGACUGUUGUGUUCAGAGUCUUGUGCAACCUGGCAGGUGUAAAAAAAAAACAAAAAAACAAAAAAACAACAAACCAAACCAACCUGAAAAUAAUAAAUCUGUUUCUCUUUUU